Dicentrarchus labrax (European seabass) is the source of this 2913-nucleotide messenger RNA. RefSeq names its product p21 protein (Cdc42/Rac)-activated kinase 6b (gene pak6b). The transcript is spliced from 9 exons. Gene Ontology annotation, cellular component: cytoplasm. The record is from RefSeq and is a predicted model, not a curated record. Gene Ontology annotation, molecular function: ATP binding; protein serine/threonine kinase activity. Lineage: Eukaryota; Metazoa; Chordata; Actinopteri; Moronidae. The coding region runs from base 158 to 2089 and encodes 643 amino acids. Gene Ontology annotation, biological process: protein phosphorylation; regulation of MAPK cascade; intracellular signal transduction.
UGAGACAGGGACGAGCGAGGGGGGAGGGAGAGAGAGAGAGAGAGAGAGAGAGAGAGAGCAGCAGAACGACAGCAGGAACCGAGAAGAACGGACUCACCUGGACUCUGCCCGACAGGUCUCACUGUCGCCGGGCUGUCUCUGCUGCGUUGCCGUGGCGAUGUUUCGCCGCAGGAAGAAGAAGCGCAGGCCAGAGAUCUCGGUGCCGCAGGACUUCCAGCACCGUGUCCACACGUCCUUCGAUGCUGCUUCGGGACGCUACGUGGGUCUGCCGCCGCAGUGGCAGAGCGUCAUCGACACGCUGAGGAGGCCACGCCCCCUGGUGGACCCCUCCAGGGUCACUGAGGUCGAACGCAGAAAGACGAUUGUUCGUGGUAGUUUUAUAGGUCAUGGCGACUACAUCUCUCACGUGAUCUCCGAGAUGAGCUGUCUUUCCGUCACCAGCUCCAACUCUCUGCGCCGCGGCAGCCCAUCGGCACGGAAACGAGCCCGGUCACUGGGUCGACUGGGAGAACUGGCGGAGAUUGAGUCGUACCAGUAUGAGGAGCUCAAUCGCCAAGGCGACGGCGGUAAAAUUAGCGGGAGCUCCACCUACUGGCAGGACAGGAUCCGUCGGGUGCGCGGCGAGAGUCCUGGACUGGAUGGAGGUCUGCAGAGAGCCAAGUCCAUCUGCGAAGUGGGGAUUCGGCAUGAGGCCACGCCCCCAACCUCACCUGCGACGCCUCAGAGGACAGGUGUGACGGGUUCAUCAGGUGGACAGUAUGCCCGCAGUGAUGGGGCAGGGAUAAGACAGAGGCCAACCUUCUGUCACUACGACCUGCAGACUGUGGAGACCAGCAGCAGAGCUCAUCUGAGACUGAAACCAGGUGUCAGUCACCUGCCGGACCUGCUGUCCUCCUCCAGAGAAACUCCCAGAAGGCCUCACUCCACCUACGACCACAAGCUGACCUCCCCCUCCUCACCCCUCCUGCUGCCCCCCCCCAACAGCACCAGCAGCCCCCUCGUCACAGGUAGAGGGUUACCUCAGCGCUCGCUCCGUCCCUCCUCCAGCUUCAACACUUCUACAAAACCACCAACGUCCCUGAACCAGGACGGCCCGUCUCAGCCCUGCCCCUCCCCCACAGGCUCCCCGGGACGCCCCCCCGCCCACCUCAGCCCCUCCUCACCCCUGCAGGCGGUAACCGACGGAGGCGUGAAGGUGACUCAUGAGCAAUUCAAGGCGGCGCUGCAGAUGGUGGUGGACCCAGGAGACCCAAGGAUGACUCUGGAGAACUUUGUGAAGAUCGGGGAGGGGUCCACAGGCGUGGUCUGCAUCGCCCGAGAGAGACACAGCGGGCGGCAGGUGGCGGUGAAGAUGAUGGACCUGAGGAAGCAGCAGCGCCGAGAGCUGCUCUUCAAUGAGGUGGUGAUCAUGAGGGACUACCGGCACCAGAGUGUCGUGGAGAUGUACCGGAGUGCUCUGGUGGAGGAGGAACUCUGGGUAAUCAUGGAGUACCUGCAGGGCGGCGCUCUCACACACAUCGUCAGUGAAACCAGGCUGAGCGAGGAGCAGACAGCGACGGUGUGUGAGGGCGUCCUGCAGGCGUUGUCUUAUCUUCACUCUCAGGGAGUCAUUCACAGAGACAUCAAGAGCGAUUCCAUCCUGCUGACACUGGACGGGAGGAUCAAACUGUCAGACUUUGGUUUCUGCGCUCAGAUCAGUAAAGACAUCCCGAAGAGGAAGUCUCUGGUUGGGACUCCGUACUGGAUGGCUCCCGAGGUGAUCUCAAAGACCCCGUAUGGGACCGAGGUGGACGUCUGGUCUCUGGGCAUCAUGGUGGUGGAGAUGGUGGACGGAGAGCCGCCAUAUUUCAGUGACACGCCCAUCACUGCCAUGAAGAAGCUGAGAGACGAAACAGCACCGAGUGUGAAGAACAUCCAGAGGGUGUCUCCAGUGUUGAAGGACUUCCUGGACCGCAUGCUGACCCGGGACACACAGCAGCGCUCCAGUGCCACCGACCUGCUGGGGCACCCGUUCCUGCUGCAGGCCGGCUCACCGUGCUGCCUGGUGCCACUGGUGGAGCAGUACCGCAAACGCAUGUCGCUCUGCUGAACACCUGAGACUCACCUGAACAGUGGAUUAUAUUUUGACAGUCUGUCAGUUCCUGUCAGUGAACAAACAGAUCAACCUGUUAAACUCCAGGAGGUCUACAGAGAACUGCGUCCAGUGUUGGAGGUCCACUUCCUGCUGUAAUGAUGAGGGACUUCCUGUUCAGCCCUCCCACUAUUUAAACAAGGCGCCAUCCCUGCUUCCUGGUUGACAUUUGACCUCCUGUACUGUAGUCUGUAGCAGUGAAAUGGAGGUUUGUGCAGAGACAAAAACCAUCAGAGUAAAUGUUAUUAAUGAAAAGGAACAUUUUAAUGACUGACUGACAUUUACCUGCAGUCACAUUUCAGGACAGCAAACACAGUGUGAACCACCACAGAGACUCACUGUGAUCACUCAGACCUAAAUAAUAAAUAACCUCUUCCUGAGGUGGUCUGGGACUCAUAAUAACCUCAGUAUCACCAUACUCCAUGAAAGAAUCACUCUGCUUUACACUUAUUAGUUUAUAUUUUAUAUAUUAUAUAUUAUUAGAGUUACUGAGUGAGGAGCAACUCUACCACAGAUUGUUAAUUAUUUGCAGAGUGUUGUCUGGACGCUGAUCUAACGUCCUCCACUGCAUCAGACGCUGGUUAUAAAGAGUUCAAACUCCAACAUCAAUUGAUGCACAGGUUAUUUUUCCAGCGUGCUCUUGUGUUGAUGUUCUUCCUGCUGGUUGGUUUGUAAAUGAAAGAAGUGGAUUUAUUUUUUUUUACACUCAAUGAGACUUUGCACAUGUUGAUUCAAAGUUUUAUCUUUUGUAGAUUUUAUUAAAUAAAAACUUUUUUAUGUCA